AUGCAGCAGGCUAACGCACCAGAAGACGGAAGAGAGGAGGGGGCCAGGCAAGGAGUCCCCCGGCGUUUCCCCAUCCUCAGCAGCCAGUCAUCUGGCGGGCGAUUUGAUGUCUGCAGCCGCGAGACACAGGACGAAGCCGGGCACCCUGCAUCCAGCCAUACAGGAGAGAGAGCGGCAGACGGCACGCCAGACAGGGAGCUGCGUCGUCCUGUACGCAUGUACGUAUGUACGGAUUUCCGUAAGCGUGUGUGGUGUGUGUCUGUCGGUACGAGCAAUGUAUUCAUGUACCAGCCGGGCCCUAGUCGAAUUCGAGCGAGACGAGACGAGGCCCGGGAAAAGAAAAGAAAAGAAAAGAAAAAUCCUCUGUGGGAAAAUGGACCAGAGACCAGAGGCAGCCAGAGCUAG
Nannizzia gypsea CBS 118893 is the source of this 405-nucleotide messenger RNA. RefSeq lists its product as hypothetical. The coding region runs from base 1 to 405 and encodes 134 amino acids. NCBI's taxonomy places the organism in Eukaryota, Fungi, Ascomycota, Eurotiomycetes, Onygenales, Arthrodermataceae. The record is from RefSeq and is a predicted model, not a curated record. The transcript has a single exon.